CCUGGAGCCAGGAGGGAAGAAAGAGGCUACCAGGGUCUCUUCCUUGGCACUGGUAACCAUGGGACGCUGGAAGUACAUUCUGGGCUUCCUCUUCGCCGGGUCAGUGCUGCUGACUGCAGGGAUCCUGUUGGGGCACUUCGCCAUCCCCAAAGAGAGUCCCCCCAUCUGCAAUGUGUCAUCUCUCCCCGACUGGAUCAACAUCACCACUCAGGAUCUGGACCCAGCAAUCCUGGAGGAUUUCAUGAACCAGGUGGAAGCAACCAACAUCCGAGAGAACCUCAAGAAGCUGGCAGCCAAGCCCCAUAUGGCAACCACUAAGGGGGACCAAGAUCUAGUCAAACUCCUACUCGAACGCUGGAAUGACCCAAAAUCUGGCCUCGACAAGGCCACGGAGAUGCGGUACGACGUCUUUCUGUCCUUCCCAGACCCAGAGAAACCCAACAAGGUGGCCGUGGUGCUGGAAAACAACACUGAGGUGUUUGCGUCCAAGGAAAGUGAGGAAAAACUCACUCCAGAUCAAGAAGAUCCAAAUAUAGUAAAGCCCUACGCAGCUUAUGGACCCCCAGGGAUCGCCGAGGGGAAGCUGGUCUACGCCAACCAAGGAAAAACGAGUGAUUAUGAAUUCCUUCUUAGUCAAAGUAUCGACCUCAAGGGCACCAUUGCCAUCACUCGCUAUGGAGGAGCCGGCAGAGUUGCCAAGGCAAUCAACGGGGCAAAAUUUGGCGUAAUUGGUGUGGUGGUGUACACAGAUCCUGCAGACAUCAACGAUGGGAAAUCUUCACCCACAGAAACCUAUCCUCAUUCGUGGUACAUGCCCGGCUCCGGCGUAGAGAGAGGCUCUUUCAAAACCGGAUUCGGAGACCUUCUGACGCCCUAUUUUCCUGCCAAAAAUUUCACCUACCGGAUUCCCGAAGAUCAGAUCUCUGGGAUUUCCACAAUCCCCGUCCAACCCAUCGGCUUUGAGGAUGCCAAGGAGCUGAUCUGUAACCUUGAUGGACCGAAAGCAAAAGUGGCCUGGCAAGGCGCCCUGGGCUGUGAAUAUCACCUGGGACCUGGAUUCCGAAACAGUGGGAGUUUUUCUAACACCAGCAACGUCCGGGUGAGCGUUUACAACCGGAGAGAGAUUAAACCAUCUUCCAAUGUCCUGGGGGUGAUACGAGGAAGUGUGGAACCUGAUCGGUACGUCCUCUAUGGGAAUCACCGGGACAGUUGGGUCCACGGAGCCAUUGACCCCAGCAGUGGGACAGCUGUCAUGCUUGAAAUCACACGUAUUUUGGGGAAGAUGGUGAAGGAAGGGAAGUGGCGCCCACGAAGAACGCUCAUUUUUGGCAGCUGGGGUGCCGAAGAGUUCGGCCUCAUCGGUUCGACAGAGUACACUGAGGAAUUUUUCAGCAAAUUGCAAGAGAGAAGUGUGGCUUACAUCAAUGUAGAUAUUGCUGUCUUUGCUAAUGCCACCUUGAGGGUCCAAGGAACACCCCCAGCCCAAAAUGUCAUUUUUGCUGCUACUAAGCAGGUUAAGACCCCAGCCGAUGCUUCGGUAUCCGUGUAUGAAAACUGGAAGCGUCAUUUCAACAGAACUAGCUCGGCUUACGGAACAAUCCCCAGCUUGGGGCCUCUGGGGGCUGGAAGUGAUUUUGCACCUUUUAUCCACUACCUGGGCAUCACUGCGAUGGACUUCGCUUACACCUACGAUCGGAGCAAAACGUCGGCGCGCAUUUACCCAGCCUACCACACGGCCUUCGAUACCUUUGACUACGCAGACCGAUAUAUCGACCCUGGAUUCACCAGCCACCGGGCCGUGGCACAAACCGCCGGCAAUGUCUUGCUGCGCCUGGCGGGCGCCUUGAUCCUUCCCUUCAACGUGAGUGACUAUGCAGAGACCUUGCAAGACAUGUACAAGGCGGCCGAGGGAGCGUUCCAGGCGGACCUUCUCAACCACAGCAUCUCUCUUGACCCCCUCCGUGAUACGGUGCUUCGCUUCCAAACUGCAGCUGCCGGCCUCAACCAGCGCAUCGCAAGUUUGCAAAGGGAAGCCACUCCCAGCCCUCUUGCUCUGCGGACGGUGAAUGACCAGCUGAUGCUGUUAGAAAGGACAUUCCUGAACCCGAGAGCAUUUCCAGAGAAGCAUUAUUACAGCCACGUCAUCUGGGCCUCCAGCUCGUCGUCCGUGGCUACCUUCCCAGGCCUGGCCGACGCCGUGGCUGCGGCCAAAGACCAGGACAAGUGGGACGAUGUCCAUAAACAUCUGACGGUGGCUAUCCAAGCGGUGGAGAACGCUGCUUCCUUUCUCGAACCCGUGGCCGAAUGA
This is a messenger RNA of Thamnophis elegans (Western terrestrial garter snake), 2308 nucleotides long. It is a transcript of the gene NAALADL1, whose product is annotated as N-acetylated alpha-linked acidic dipeptidase like 1. NCBI's taxonomy places the organism in Eukaryota, Metazoa, Chordata, Lepidosauria, Squamata, Natricidae. Bases 59 to 2308 code for a protein of 749 amino acids. The record is from RefSeq and is a predicted model, not a curated record. The transcript is spliced from 19 exons. Gene Ontology annotation, molecular function: carboxypeptidase activity.